Ilex paraguariensis (yerba mate) is the source of this 1161-nucleotide messenger RNA. The record is from the annotation of a GenBank genome assembly. NCBI's taxonomy places the organism in Eukaryota, Viridiplantae, Streptophyta, Magnoliopsida, Aquifoliales, Aquifoliaceae.
AUGGCCAAUUCUUUGAGGAAGGUAGUGUCAAGUGUAAUCCUUGACUUGGAUGGUACACUUCUAAACACAGAUGGCAUUGUAAGUGAUGUUUUAAAAGUUUAUUUGGUUAAGUAUGGGAAGCAAUGGGAGGGAAAAACAGCUCAAAGAAUUGUAGGAAAGACACCUUCAGAGGCUGCAGCUGCAAUUGUGGAAGAUUAUGAGCUUCCCAUACCAACGGAUACACUUAUGUCAGAAAUUUAUCCACUGUUCUGUGAUCAAUGGGGCAGUAUCAAAGCCCUUCCCGGUGCCAAUCGGUUAAUCAAACAUUUGAGGGGCCAUGGCGUCAAAAUGGCAUUGGCUUCAAAUUCCCCUAGGGCAAACAUUGAGGACAAGAUAUCUUACCAUCCUGGCUGGAAAGAAUCCUUCUCUGUCAUCAUUGGCGGUGACCAAGUAACUGCAGGAAAGCCAUCUCCUGAAAUAUUCCUUGAAGCAGCUAAAAGGUUGAACAGUGAUCCUUCCAGCUGUCUUGUCAUUGAAGAUUCAAUACCAGGUGUUAUGGCUGGUAAGGCUGCUGGAAUUGAAGUGGUUGCUGUACCAUCUCUUCCAAAACAAUCCCAUCUUUACACUUCGGCGGAUGAGGUGAUCAACUCUCUUCUUGAUUUGCGACCUGAAAAGUGGGGCCUGCCUCCAUUUCAAGAUUGGAUAGAGGGUACUUUACCAAUAGAACCAUGGCAUGUUGGCGGUCCUGUUAUUAAAGGAUUUGGUCGUGGGUCAAAGGUGCUUGGAAUCCCUACAGCUAAUUUGUCCACAGAAGGGUAUUCUACUCUCCUUUCAGAACAUUCCUCGGGGGUCUAUUUUGGUUGGGCUGGAUUAUCAACACGAGGUGUUUACAAGAUGGUCAUGAGUAUUGGCUGGAAUCUAUAUUUUGACAACACUGAGAAGACCAUAGAGCCGUGGUUGCUUCAUGACUUUAAUGAGGAUUUCUAUGGAGAAGAAUUACGUCUUGUUAUUGUAGGCUAUAUACGGCCUGAGGCCAAUUUCCCAUCCCUUGAAAGCCUGAUUGCAAAAAUUCAUGAGGACAGGGAAAUUGCAGAGAGAGCUCUUGAACUUCCUUUAUACUCGAAGUGCAGGGACGACCCGUAUCUGAAAAGUGCUUUGCCUGUGGGUGACAGUCAUUUAUAG